CGAAGAUCUGGAACCUCUACCUUACAAUCAAGAAGCGAGCUCAAAGAAAUCACUGGUUUAUACUAGCUCGUAAUCAGGAUAUUGGAUAUUGGAAUACCAGCGCCGUACUGCUCUCAACGUUACAAUCAGCUGAGUUGGGGACCUGCCAUAUGAGGUCUCGUAAAGUUCGCUGUUUAAGACAGACUACAGAACUUGGCUCAUCUUCGGAUUCUGAUGAAAAUAAUUUGGAUGAUCCUACGCCUUCAGUUGUUACCGAUUCUACGGUAGUUGUGGAAGCAAUCAGAGAACUACAGAAACUGAGGAAACGACCAGCUGGUAUCAGUUUGCCUGCACUGGCUACGGGCAAAGAGGUUCCAGAUCUGAACUUGGCAAUAGCUAGUGAUCCAUUUAAACUAAAAACUGGUGGUCUGGUCGACCUAAGUAGUAUUUCAUCGAACAAACAAGCUGAGGAGGAUGAUGAUGUUGAAGCUCGUUUGGCCAAAACAUUUGCAACGGAAACUAAUAAGAGAGAUGAAGAUGCUGAAAUGAUUAAAUAUAUCGAAGAGGAGCUAGCUAAACGAAAGGGAUUGGUCAAACCGUCAUCUCUAGAACGAGACGAGGAUUCAGACUUACUUCAGGAUGUUCCUGAAUAUCUCAGACCAUCUAUUGGUCAACAAAAAGAAGAUAUGCUGUCCAACCAAAUGUUAUGCGGUAUCCCUGAAGUCGAUUUAGGUGUGGAAGCAAAAAUGAAAAACAUAGAAGCCACAGAAGAAGCCAAACAAGUUUUAUUAAAGAAAAGAUAUGUCCGCAAGCAUGAUCAUUUGAAGGACGAAAUAGCACCUAUCAAUAUGGCAGUUAAUUUCGUUCAGCAUAGUCGAUGGAAUAAUUAUACAAGUGGCAUGAGUAGAAAAGCUGAUAUGGACAGUAAACGAGAACUCAACCAAAUAACUGAUAAUGAAAAGGCAACACCCAUCGGGGAUAAUUCUAUUUAUCCUCGCAAAGACAGACGUCGUUCAGAUUAUGACUCUUCACAUAUUCGUAAUGAAAAAUCAACAGAUAAUAUUGCACUUCAGAGGUUUAAAAAUUAUAUGCGUGAUAGAAGACGUCGUUGAUUUUCUUUUCCUUUUGAUAUUUCUUUUUAAUGGAUUCCUUCUCCUUUUUCAAAUUUAAUAUUCCAGUUUAAACUGUAAUAAUAAUAAUAUUGUUACUGUGAUUACUGGUGUUUCUGUGUACAUUGUAAAUAUGACUUCUAGUGAUUAUUAUUAUUAUUAUUAUUAUUAUUACUUCAUCAGAAGUAUCUGAUAACAACUAAAUGUACAUUUUUUAAUUAAUAACUAAGAUAUUUUUAUCUCUAGGCAAUGUCACUUCACUCCAUAUAAUCUUUGGUUGUACAUUUAUCUCAAUGUCUUUUAUUGUGCGUGAGAAACUUAGUAAUUUAAUGAAACAUAAUUUAAUGAAAUAAAUGACUAACUACUAAGUUAUUGUGUGUAUAAAUAAAUAUGAAUU
Molecule: messenger RNA, 1485 nt
Organism: Trichobilharzia szidati
Lineage: Eukaryota; Metazoa; Platyhelminthes; Trematoda; Strigeidida; Schistosomatidae
Source: the annotation of a GenBank genome assembly